Messenger RNA from Dipodomys ordii (Ord's kangaroo rat), 2331 nucleotides. RefSeq names its product arginine/serine-rich coiled-coil 1 (gene Rsrc1). The transcript has 13 exons. The record is from RefSeq and is a predicted model, not a curated record. Gene Ontology annotation, biological process: alternative mRNA splicing, via spliceosome. Gene Ontology annotation, cellular component: nucleus; cytoplasm. NCBI's taxonomy places the organism in Eukaryota, Metazoa, Chordata, Mammalia, Rodentia, Heteromyidae. Bases 1 to 2019 code for a protein of 672 amino acids.
AUGUCUCCCGGUGAAGUGAACGUCGCGGAGGAAGGGCCUUUCCAGAACCCGUGGGCUCCCGCGCGCUCACAGAGCUCGGCUCUGCCUCCUGCCUGCCUUCUCCGCCCACGUGGAAAACACGCAGACGCGGGUGACCCCCCCGCCCCUUCUCCAGCUUCAUCCGGGUUAUUUUCCCGUGUUUUUUUUAAAACGUAUAAAAUAUCUCGUGGUCGCUUUGCCCUGUCGUUCUCUCGCCGAAUAGCAAUAAGAAACGCGAUCCUUCCCUCUCUCGCUCUCUCUCUGUUGACACGAAGUCUGACUUCCGCGCGAGUCCGGCUGCGCAGGGCAUCCACGCGGCCCCGCGCUCCCCGUGUCCGGUCUCUCCUCCCCCCGCGCUGCCCAGCCCGGCCGGCUGUGCCGCGCUCCACGCUCAGGUCCCGGGACCCUCACCGUCGGACCCCCGCGAGCCCCCGCCUCCUCCUUGACACCCACCACGCACAUCUGGGCUGGCCUCCUAAUUCUGAAAACCUGUGGUGGCCCCUCUGCAAGCGUGGCAGAAACAAUGCGGAGUUUGUGCCCCGUGUACGUUUACCUACGGUGGGCCGAGGAAAACAGACACACUUGGAGAAGGCGCGUUCUCGCUCGCUCACUCACUCACUCGCUCGCUCUCGAUCUAAAACUGUUGGUAAAAAUAAAAAGCAAUUGCAGAACACGAAUACCCAUAUCUUCUACUCCUUGGUUAAAGUGUUCAAGCAAAUCCAAUUACACAAGCAUGCAAAACAAACACCAAACAAAAAAUUGGCGGCGAGACCGAUCUACUCCCUCGGCAUUCCGGUCGCCCUGGUUGCCUGCAUCGAUGCACUCGGAAGCUCGGCUGACGCUGCCUGGCGCUGGAACCAGGAAGGCGCUGAGCUUAAACCGAAGCGAGUUCGGAGUACGCCGGUGGCGCCCCGACCUGUAGAAAUCCGCCUGCUCCGCGGCCCUGUCACGUCCACCCUACGUACGAUUCCGAAGGAGGGCACCCAGCUUAUAGAAAUGGGACGACGGUCAUCAGACACUGAAGAAGAAAGCAGAAGCAAGAGAAAAAAGAAACACCGAAGGCGGUCAUCUUCAAGCAGUUCUUCCGAUAGUAGAACGUAUAGCCGAAAGAAAAGUGGGAGAAAGUCCAGGUCAAAGUCUAGGUCUUGGUCCAGAGAUCUUCAGUCUCGUUCACAUUCUUAUGAUAGAAGACGCAGGCACCGGUCAAGCAGCAGCUCGUCUUAUGGCUCUAGAAGAAAACGAAGUCGAAGUCGUUCACGAGGUCGGGGCAAAUCCUACAGACUUCAAAGGUCUAGGUCAAAAAGCAGAACAAGAAGGUCCAGGUCAAGACCUCGUCCGCGUUCCCACAGUCGAAGCAGUGAACGGUCCAGCCAUAGAAGGACUCGAAGUCGAUCCCGGGACAGAGACCGUCGUAAAGGCAGAGACAAAGAGAAGAGAGAAAAGGAGAAGGAAAAAGCCAAGGACAAGGAAUUGCACAACAUCAAACGUGGGGAAUCUGGAAACAUCAAAGCUGGAUUAGAACAUCUGCCACCAGCAGAGCAGGCCAAAGCCAGGUUACAACUGGUCCUUGAAGCUGCUGCCAAAGCUGAUGAAGCACUGAAAGCCAAAGAGAGAAAUGAGGAAGAAGCAAAGAGAAGGAAGGAGGAAGACCAAGCCACCCUGGUGGAGCAGGUGAAGAGAGUGAAGGAAAUCGAAGCUAUUGAGAGCGAGUCCUUCGUUCAGCAGACGUUCCGGUCGAGUAAAGAAGUCCGGAAGGCCGUGGAGCCCAGUGAGGUAAAGCAGGCAGCUCCAGCUGCAGGCCCAGCGGCCACGGCUGCCGAGCUGCCCAGUGUCGGGAAGGAGCUGGACCCCAGCAGCAUCCCCACCGCUAUCAAGUACCAGGACGACAACUCUCUGGCUCAUCCGAAUUUGUUUAUUGAGAAAGCUGAAGCUGAGGAAAAGUGGUUCAAAAGAUUGAUUGCCCUUCGACAAGAAAGACUAAUGGGAAGUCCUGUAGCCUAAAAACAAAUGUGGUUAACAGUGACAUUGCUUAUGUUGAAGUGACAUUGCUUAUGGUUAACAGUGACAUUGCUUAUGGUUAAAUGGCAUUGGGUUUUUAAAUCCCAGUACAACUUUUGCACAUAAAAAGAACUUAGAUGAAAAUAUGAAAAGGUGACUUCAUGUCCUUCUUCCCUCAUGUAGGUAUGAAUAUUUGUUGAUUUGAACAGAGUCAAAUCUAACAAAACUAGUAUGAAAUUUAAGAGUACGUGCAGAUGUUAUACUGCUAACAGUGCUCAUCAUAAAAAGUUCAGUGUUAAUAAAUGGUACUCAGUA